Molecule: messenger RNA, 3942 nt
Organism: Nanorana parkeri
Lineage: Eukaryota; Metazoa; Chordata; Amphibia; Anura; Dicroglossidae
Gene: UNC13C
Product: unc-13 homolog C
Exons: 11
Coding region: 1-3942 (1313 amino acids)
Biological process (GO): synaptic transmission, glutamatergic; presynaptic dense core vesicle exocytosis; dense core granule priming
Cellular component (GO): plasma membrane; neuromuscular junction; presynaptic active zone cytoplasmic component
Molecular function (GO): diacylglycerol binding; calmodulin binding; syntaxin-1 binding
Source: RefSeq, a predicted model, not a curated record
AUGUUUACAAAGAAAUUGGGGAAUCCUACAAAAAAGAAAGAGAGUCCGAGCAAACAGGAUAUUUCCCAAUUUGGCCUAUACAAAAAUCCCAACAUCUCAACUACUAUAAAAAGCACAGCUAAAAAAAUUGCCAAGUGCUCUUCUUCAUGCAAUUUAUCAACUGAAGAAGAUACUGUGAAGAAGGAAUUCUCACUUUCUCCAACCCUCAGUUAUCGGGUAGCAAUUGCCAAUGGUCUGCAAAAGAAUAUUAUUCUAGCUGGCAAUAAUAACGAGGAUGCAUUUCAAGAAGUAUCUUCUCUUGAUAGCUCAUACUCUGAAUCUCUAAGUGAAACAAGGGCUGGCAGUACACCCAAGGAAUACGCAUCCCACACCAUGCCAGUAAGGCGAAACAGGAAAAGUAUGAGCAGUUUAGCUCCAUCUGAUGGAAGUUCUGAUGGGGAACGUACCUUACAUAGUCUAAAAAUGGGUGCUCUACGUAAACUUAGAAAAUGGAAAAAGAGUCAAGAGUGUGUUUCUUCUGAUUCAGAAGUAAGCACAUGGAAAAAAACAUGGGGGUUGAGGAGCAAGUCCUUAGACCGAACAGUCCGUCAGCAGAAAAGCAGUACGCUUGAACCUGGCUUUAGUUCAACAGGAUGCAUAAGUCAGACCCAUGAUGUGAUGGAAAUGAUCUUCAAAGAACUGCAAGGUAUAAGUCAAAUUGAAACUGAGCUUUCAGAAUUAAGAGGACAUGUGAACUCUCUAAAGCAAUCAAUUGAUGAAAUUUCUAGUAGUGUUGAAGUUGUACAAAGUGAAAUCGAACAGCUGAGAACGGGAUUUGUACAGUCAAGAAGGGAAACUCGAGAUAUCCAUGACUAUAUUAAACAGUUAGGCCACCACAGUAGUAAAGUCAGUCUUAGGUUUUUAAAUGUGCCUGAAGAGAAAGGAGAGGUUUGUGAAAAUGUUGUUUAUAAAAUUUUAGUUGAGAAAAUGGGAUUUGCGGAUGCCCAAAACAGCAUGAAAAUUGAACUUGCACAUAGAAUAGGACAUCAAAGAGACUGUCCCAAUGCAAAGCCUCGACCAAUUCUUGUCUAUUUUGGUACACAGCAAGACAGAGAUUUAGUUUUAAAAAAAUGUUACAAACUAAAGGGAACUGGAAUAGGAGUUUCUACAGAUCUUCUUUCACAUGAAUUGAAAGGUAAAAAAGAAAAGGUACUACCUUCUUCUCAGACUUAUGAGAGUAUGGAUAUGAAAUUUUCUGCCAUGGAGCCAAAGAUUAACCAUGAUGAAUGGGAAUGUCAGGAAGACAGUGACAAGGAAAUAGAACCUGAUAUCAACAGGAAUAGUUAUGCAAUGAUUUCCAAAUCAGAAGGUCAGAUGAAGUCAACGGGGAGCAAAAAGAGUGGCCAAACAUCACACAAUAAAAAACCUCACAGAACGGCUGAUGCCACUUAUAAAAGCAAAGAUGACUAUGGAGAUCUUAAUUUUCAGUCACCAGUAUCUGAUAGCUUAGAGAAAAGUAAAGUAUAUUACAGUGAUUCAACUCCUUUGUGGCAUUCACAAACUGAUUUUUCUACACCCAAACUAAGUCGUUCUGAAUCAGAUUUUUCAAAGUUAUGUCAGUCCUACUCUGAAGACUUUUCAGAAAACCAAUAUUUUGUUAGAACCAAUGGCAGUUCUUUGCUGUCCUCUUCCGAUAGGGAACUAUGGCAAAGAAGACCUGAUGACAGUUCAUCAACCUGGUAUGCAAGCUCUCAAGAACAAGCAUUUGGUACUGAUGCAGAACCUUACCAUGAAGGAAAUGAAAUAGAGAAUACUGAAACUGUUGACAGUGGUGUAAGCAAUGGAAUACUUUGUGCUUCCGGAGAUCGUAGCCACUACAGUGAUUCUCAACUUUCACUACAUGGUGAUUUGUCUCCUUGGAAGGAAUGGCACCAUUUAGAACAAGGAACUGAUUCUGGUCUUGACACAUCUACACAACAUGCCUUUGACUAUAAUGUCAACUGCCCUUCAAAUCAACAGAUGGAAAUUUAUGCAAACAACUAUGAAAAGUGCCAAAGUACAGAUCUUCAAUACAAUACAGAAAACUUCAACUACACACUUGAUAGCAAUUCCCCAUCUUGCCCAGAAAUAUGCACUGCAGCACAAAAUCAGUGGACUAGUGAGUAUGAUUCCUAUAUUGAAACAAAUGCCAAUGACAUUUACCAGAACCAAACGAGAAUGCCAAUGAUGUAUCACAGCCAGAGUGAGUUGCCAAGCGAUGACUCAGAAGAUGCUCCACCAAAAUCCUGGCACAGUCGAUUAAGCAUUGAUCUCUCAGAUAAGCCCUUCAGCUUUCCUAAGUUUGGCUCUACUCUCCAGAGGGCAAAAUCAGCUCUGGAAGUUGUUUGGAAUAAAAGCACUCAGAGUUUAAGUGGUUAUGAUGAAAGUGGUUCUUCGUUUAUGGGCAGAUUUCGGACUUUGUCUCAGUCUUCAGCUAAUGAAUCCAGCACAACUCUUGACUCUGAUGUCUAUACAGAACCUUAUUAUUACAAAGCUGAUGAUGAUAUUGAUUAUAGUGAGUCAGCGGCUGGUAAUGAGAAUGGAGGUGAUUAUGUAGAGGUGAUGGAACAAGUUCUUGCCAAACUUGAAAACCGAACCAAUACAAAUGAGAAUUUAGAGCAGAUGGAAGAUUAUCAAGAGUAUGAAAACAGUUUAUAUGAUGCAGAGUUUGCAAGUCUACAAACUGAUGAUUAUGAUACCCCGUUUGAUGACUUGGUCACUGAGGAUGUUUUAGAGCCUGAAUGUGAAAUAGUCUAUAACGAGGCAGAAAAUGACUACGAAAACAAAAAUAUACCAGAAAAAGUUGUGGAAGUCCCAAAGAAGAAACGCAUCCGUCCCAGCUUUAAGGAGGCUGCCAUGAAAGCAUACAAGAAAGAAAUGGCUGACCUUGAAGAACGGAUCCUUGCAGGAGAUAGCAAAGCUAUGGAUGAAAAGGCUCGAAUAGUUGGUGGUGGUGCACUGGAUGCUUCCAAACUUUAUGAAAUACAAACAUCUGGCGGACCUGGAAGUGGGCUUUAUGGAAUUGACAGUAUGCCAGAUCUACGGAGGAAGAAGACACUGCCUAUAGUGAGAAAUGUGGCAUUGACACUAGCUGCAAGGAAAGCUGGAAUCUCCCUUGCAAUGGUUAUCCGGACAUCUGUAAACAAUGAGGAACUGAAAUCCCAUGUUUUCAAAAAGACAUUGCAAGCCCUUAUUUACCCAAUAUCAUCCACUACACCUCACAACUUUGAAAUAUGGACAGCGACUACACCAACAUACUGCUAUGAAUGUGAAGGCCUGCUGUGGGGCAUUGCAAGACAAGGCAUGAGAUGUACAGAAUGUGGGGUCAAGUGUCAUGAAAAAUGCCAAGACCUUCUCAACGCUGACUGCUUGCAAAGAGCUGCAGAAAAAAGUUCCAAGCAUGGAGCAGAGGACAAAACACAACAUAUAAUUAUGGCAAUGAAGGAAAGAAUGAAAAUCAGAGAAAGAAACUGUCCAGAAGUUUUUGAGCUUAUUCAGGAGCUUUUCCAAAUAUCCAAAGAGGACUUUGUGCACCAUACCAAGGCAGCCAAGCAGAGUGUUUUGGAUGGAACAUCAAAGUGGUCAGCUAAAAUCAACAUCACAGUGGUUUGUGCUCAGGGGUUACAAGCAAAAGACAAAACAGGCUCAAGCGACCCUUAUGUGACAGUCCAAAUUGGGAAAACCAAGAGACGAACUAAAACCAUAUUUGGAAACCUAAACCCAUCGUGGAACGAAAUCUUUCACUUUGAAUGCCACAACUCCACAGACAGAAUAAAAGUGAGAGUUUGGGAUGAAGAUGAUGAUAUAAAGUCCAGGAUGAAGCAACACUUUAAGAAAGAAUCAGAUGAUUUCCUUGGGCAAACAAUUGUUGACGUGAGAACCCUCAGCGGGGAAAUGGACGUCUGGUAUAACUUAGGUCCCUAA